Salvelinus fontinalis (brook trout) is the source of this 5704-nucleotide messenger RNA. RefSeq names its product protein Wnt-4a. Gene Ontology annotation, biological process: multicellular organism development; canonical Wnt signaling pathway; neuron differentiation. Bases 107 to 976 code for a protein of 289 amino acids. Gene Ontology annotation, molecular function: frizzled binding; cytokine activity. NCBI's taxonomy places the organism in Eukaryota, Metazoa, Chordata, Actinopteri, Salmoniformes, Salmonidae. The record is from RefSeq and is a predicted model, not a curated record. Gene Ontology annotation, cellular component: extracellular region. The transcript is spliced from 5 exons.
GGCUAAGCUGUCGUCGGUUGGCAGUAUCAGUGAUGAGGAGACAUGUGAACGCCUGCGAGGACUCAUCCAGAGACAGGUGCAGAUCUGUAAGCGGAGUGUGGAGGUGAUGGAUGCUGUGCGGCGUGGAGCACAGCUAGCAAUAGACGAGUGCCAGUUUCAGUUCAGGAACCGUCGAUGGAACUGCUCCACGCUGGAAACCAUGCCUGUCUUUGGCAAGAUUGUCACACAGGGCACUCGGGAGGCAGCCUUUGUGUAUGCCAUCUCAGCAGCCAGUGUGGCGUUCGCUGUGACCCGGGCCUGCAGCAGCGGAGAGCUGGAGAAAUGUGGCUGCGACCGCAACGUCCAUGGAGUCAGUCCGGAGGGGUUCCAGUGGUCAGGUUGUAGUGAUAACAUAGCAUACGGAGUGGCCUUCUCUCAGUCCUUCAUUGACGUAAGGGAGAGGAGUAAAGGACAGUCCCCCAGCAAAGCACUCAUGAACCUACACAACAACGAGGCCGGGAGGAAGGCCAUCCUGAGCCACAUGCGUGUGGAGUGUAAGUGUCAUGGCGUGUCAGGGUCCUGUGAGGUGAAGACCUGCUGGAAGGCCAUGCCCCCAUUCCGCAAGGUGGGCAACGUCAUCAAGGAGAAGUUUGACGGCGCCACAGAGGUGGAGCAGCGCAAGGUGGGCACCACCAAGGUCCUGGUGCCACGGAACUCCCAGUUCAAACCUCACACAGACGAAGACCUGGUCUACCUGGAGCCCAGCCCUGACUUCUGUGACCACGACCCGCGCACACCAGGCAUGCUGGGUACAGCGGGGCGGCAGUGUAACCGGACGUCGAAGGCCAUCGAUGGCUGUGAGCUGAUGUGCUGCGGCCGGGGCUUCCAGACAGAGGAGGUGGAGGUGGUGGACAGGUGCAGCUGUAAGUUCCACUGGUGCUGCUACGUCAAGUGCAAACAGUGCCGCAAGAUGGUGGAGAUGCACACCUGCCGGUGAUCACCAUGGAAACCCCCAAUGGAGACCCAAACAAUUUCCCCACUCUCUCCCUCCUCACCUGCACUUGGGGAGGGAGGGAGAAAGGGAGGGUGGGGGGUGUUUGUGGUUUUCCUCUACCCCCUAUUUCAAAGCCACCCUGAUUCCUUUUACAACAGACCACGGGAACAGCCAGACAAAGACAGCCAAGCAGAGGACAUGUUCAUACAAUCUUCAAGGAACAUCUUACACACGCACAGGAUGUAAAAACUAAAAUGGCAAAUAUACACUGAGUAUACUAAACGUUAGGUGGCAUAGACUGACCAGGUGAAUGCAGGUGAAGCUAUGGUUCCUUAUUGAUGUCACUUGUUAAAGCCACUACAAUCAGUGUAGAUGGAGAGGACAUUGUGUGUGUGUGCCAUUCAGAGGGUGAAUGGGCAAAACAUGUAAGUGCUUUGAACGGGGUAUGGUAGUAGGUGCCAGGCGCACCGGUUUGUGUCAAGAACUGCAACGCUGCUGGGUUUUUCAUGCUCAACAGUAUUCUGUCUGGUUCAAGAAUGGUCCGCCUCCCAAAGGACAUCCAGCCAACUUGACAACUGUGGGAAGCAUUGGAGUCAACAUGGGCCAGCAUCCCUGUGGAACGCUUUCAACACCUAGAGUCCAUGACCCGACGAAUUGAGGUCUUCUUAGGGCAGAAGGGGGGGUGCAACUCAAUAUUAGGAAGGUGUUUUAAUGUUUGGUCUACUCAGUGUAUGUUUUUCAAGUCCCAAGUCCCAACAGACAGUAUUUUCCCUCCCCCUCCCUCACUCUCAGUUGAUACUAAUUGAUGUGAUUGCUCUUUGUUUUGUCUUUUAACUUAUUUGAUAUUGUUGUGAGUGAUUUGGGGUGGGUGAGGGUGGACUGGAGGGGAGAGGGGAACUGAGGUUAGGACAUAUUGGACCUGGGAAGGGGAGAGGGGAACUGAGGGUAGGACAUAUUGGACCUGGGGAGGGGAGAGGGGAACUGAGGUUAGGACAUAUUGGACCUGGGAAGGGGAGACGGGAACUGAGGGUAGGACAUAUUGGACCUGGGGAGGGGAGAGGGGAACUGAGGGUAGGACAUAUUGGACCUGGGAGGGGAGAGGGGAACUGAGGGUAGGACAUAUUGGACCUGGGAGGGGAGAGGGGAACUGAGGGUAGGACAUAUUGGACCUGGGAAGGGGAGACGGGAACUGAGGGUAGGACAUAUUGGACCUGGGAAAGGGAGAGUGGGGGAGCUGAGUUUUCCCUCCAUCUUGCUGCUGCUUCACUGGAUGUAAAGGGAGAGACACGCCUGCCAGUCGGUCUGAGAGAACAGACUUUACCGCCCAGAGUAGGAAUGCUGACUGACAGACAUUAUGAUUUGUGGUCCAGGUGUACAUGACCGUGUUGUGUUGGGGGUGAGUAGCGGUUUAGUUGUGUGGACAUUUGUCCCGUAUAGCCCUGAUGCUGCUCCACUCAUGAAAUCAGUCACAAAAUCAGAAGAACUCACAGAAGAACUCACAGAAUCAGUUAUGGGCUGGAAUUCAAUCUGAUCGCGGGUUAUAGGCACUGCAGCUCUGAAAUGUAAUGUUCGCCUUCGCGGAGAUCCCAUUCAGGAUAAACGCUGCAUUUGUCUGCUCAAUCGGAAAUGGCAUUUUUUUUUAAACCAAUGCCUAUAACCCACAAUACGAUAGAAUCCAGCCUUAGUCUGUGUCAGACCAGUAGGAAGUUGUCCCAUACAGAGUCAUACAUACAGAUACAUAUAUACAGAUACAGUACAUACAGAUACAUACAGAUACAUAUAUACAGAUACAUAGAUAAAUAUAUACAGAUACAUACAUACAGAUACAUAUAUACAGAUACAGUACAUACAGAUACAUAUAUACAGAUACAUAGAUACAUAUAUACAGAUACAUACAUACAGAUACAUAUAUACAGAUACAUAUAUACAGAUACAUACAUACAUAUACAUAUAUACAGAUACAGUACAUACAGAUACAUAUAUACAGAUACAUAUAUACAGAUACAGUACAUACAGAUACAUACAGAUACAUAUAUACAGAUACAUAGAUAAAUAUAUACAGAUACAUACAUACAGAUACAUAUAUACAGAUACAGUACAUACAGAUACAUAUAUACAGAUACAUAGAUACAUAUAUACAGAUACAUACAUACAGAUACAUAUAUACAGAUACAUAUAUACAGAUACAUACAUACAUAUACAUAUAUACAGAUACAGUACAUACAGAUACAUAUAUACAGAUACAUAUAUACAGAUACAUAUAUAGAGAUACAGUACAUACAGAUACAUACAGAUUCAUACAGAUACAUACAGACAGAUACAUACAUACAGAUACAUACAUACAGAUACAUACAUACAUACAUACAGAUACAUACAUACAUAUACAUACAUACAGAUACAUACAGAUACAUACAUACAGAUACAUACAUACAUAUACAUACAGACAGAUACAUACAUACAUACAUACAUACAUACAUACAUACAUACAUACAUACAUACAUACAGAUACAUACAUACAUACAGACAGAUACAUACAUACAGAUACAUACAUACAGACAGAUACAUACAUAAAGAUACAUACGUACAUACAGAUACAUACAGACAGAAACAUACAUACAUACAUACAUACAUACAUACAUACAUACAUACAUACAUACAUACAUACAUACAUACAUACAUACAUACAUACAUACAUACAUACAUACAUACAGAUACAUACAUACAGAUACAGACAGACAGAUACAUACAUACAGACAGAUACAUACAUACAUACAGAUACAUACAUACAGACAGAUACAUACAUACAGAUACAGACAGACAGAUACAUACAUACAUACAUACAGACAGAUACAUACAUACAGAUACAGAUACAGACAGACAGAUACAUACAGACAGAUACAUAAAUACAGAUACAUACAGACAGAUACAUACAGACAGAUACAUACAUACAGACAGAUACAUACAGACAGAUACAUACAGACAAAUACAUACAUACAGAUACAUAAAUACAGACAGAUACAUAAAUACAGAUACAUACAGACAGAUACAUAAAUACAGAUACAUACAGACAGAUACAUAAAUACAGACAGAUACAUACAGACAGAUACAUACAGACAGAUACAUAAAUACAGAUACAUACAGACAGAUACAUAAAUACAGACAGAUACAUACAGACAGAUACAUACAGACAGAUACAUAAAUACAGACAGAUACAUACAGACAGAUACAUACAUACAUACAGACAGAUACAUACAUACAUACAGACAGAUACAUACAGACAGAUACAUACAUACAGACAUACAGAUACAUACAUACAGACAGAUACAGUACAUAUAGAUACAUACAUACAGACAAAUACAUACAUACAGAUACAUACAUACAUACAGACAGACAGACAGAUACAUACAUACAGAUACAGACAGACAGAUACAUACAGAUACAUACAUACAGACAGACAGAUACAUACAUACAGAUACAGACAGACAGAUACAUACAGAUACAUACAUACAGACAGACAGAUACAUACAGAUACAGACAGACAGAUACAUAAAUACAGAUACAUACAUACAGAUACAUAAAUACAGAUACAUAAAUACAGAUACAUACAUACAGAUACAUACAUACAGAUACAUACAUACAGAUACAUACAUACAGACAGAUACAUACAUACAGAUACAUACAGAUACAGGCAGAUACAUAAUACAGAUACAUAAAUACAGAUACAUACAUACAGAUACAGACAGACAGAUACAUACAUACAUACAGAUACAGACAGACAGAUACAUACAUACAGAUACAGACAGACAGAUACAUAAAUACAGAUACAUAAAUAAAGAUACAUUCAGACAGAUACAUACAUACAGACAGAUACAUACAUACAGAUACAUACAGACAGAUACAUAAAUACAGAUACAUAAAUAAAGAUACAUUCAGACAGAUACAUACAUACAGACAGAUACAUACAUACAGACAGAUACAUACAUACAGACAGAUACAUACCACACCACAUAAAAUACCACACAACACCACACCACAUACCACAUACCACCGUCCCUACACCUUACCAUAAACAACAAAGCCUACACACACACACAUCACUGUCCCUACACAUUACCACACAACACACACAAGCAUGUACCACACACAUCACCUCCACAUCAUAUACCACACACACAUGCACAUACACACCACACUCGCUAAAUACAUAACGUACAACACACUAGCCGCACACACACCACACCAUAUGCCACACAGCGUACCAGACACUACUACUCACAGUCUCCCCAGGUCACUGCCAGGGCACAGGGACUGACCUAUGUGUGGCUACCAUGUACAACCACCAUAAGCCAAAGCUUUCUAUAGUAACGUGCUAUUCAUUAUAGAAACAUAGAUCUGUAAAGACUUAUACACUGAAGAAGACUAUACUGCGUAUGAAUGUAUGUUAAAAUGAAAUAUAUGCUGUGUCAAAGACUAUACUCUUGUUUGUCAUAUUUCUUUUGACAUGUCUCUUUACGACGUCAGAAAACAACUCUGAUAUCAGGGUUGCAUGUUCAUUUCAUGCUUUCUGUGUGUGUGUUUGUGUGUGUUUGUGUGUGUUUGUGUGUUUGUGUGUGUGUGUGUGUGUGUGUGUGUGUGUGUGUGUGUGUGUGUGUGUGUGUGUGUGUGUGUGUGUGUGUGUGUGUGUGUGUGUGUGUGUGUGUGUGUGUGUGUGUGUGUGUGUGUUUGUGUGUG